UAGUGAAUCAAACAAAUCCUUCAGAGCAUUGAUACUCAGCGUUUGCCUCAUAAUUUUUCCCGCUGGCGACAGGUGAUCGACCACUGGCCACUCGCUAGCCUAGGGUUAGCUCUCCGAGAGGGAGGGAACAGCAACAAUAUUUAUAUCGGGCGCGCAGUUCUGAUCUAUAAAGACGACAAUGACGACGACAGCUUCCCAGGGUUAUCAUCAACCUUCCUCCAUUGAGGAAGUUCGAACUCUCUGGAUUGGGGAUUUGCAGUACUGGGUCGACGAAAAUUACCUUAGUCACUGCUUCGCGCACACCGGAGAGGUAGUUUCCAUAAAGAUCAUACGUAACAAGAUAACUGGACAGCCUGAGGGCUAUGGAUUUGUGGAGUUUGUUUCCCAUGCAGCAGCAGAACGGAUUCUGCAAACGUACAAUGGGACGCAAAUGCCUGGAACAGAACAGACUUUCAGAUUGAAUUGGGCAUCUUUUGGUAUUGGGGAGCGGCGUCCUGAUGCUGGGCCUGAGCACUCGAUUUUUGUGGGGGACCUAGCGCCUGAUGUCACAGAUUACCUUCUGCAGGAGACCUUCCGAGCCCAUUAUCCUUCAGUUAGAGGUGCUAAAGUAGUGACUGAUCCUAAUACAGGGCGUUCCAAGGGAUAUGGGUUUGUUAAAUUUUCAGAAGAGACUGAAAGGAAUCGUGCUAUGACUGAAAUGAAUGGUGUUUAUUGCUCAAGUAGGCCAAUGCGUAUCAGUGCUGCAACGCCAAAGAAGACCACAGGUUUCCAACAGCAAUAUGCUGCAGUUAAAGCCAUAUAUCCAAUCCCAGCAUAUACUACCCCGGUAAAUGCAGUUCCACCAGAUUAUGAUAUGAAUAAUACAAGUAUUUUUGUUGGUAAUUUGGAUCUUAAUAUCACAGAAGAAGAACUGAAGCAGACAUUUUUGCACUUUGGGGAUAUUGUGUCUGUCAAGAUUCAGGCUGGCAAAGGAUGUGGCUUUGUUCAAUUUGGGACAAGAACAUCUGCUGAAGAAGCCAUUCAGAGGAUGCAGGGAAAGAUGAUAGGCCAGCAAGUGGUCCGAAUUUCUUGGGGUAGGAGCUUGACAGCUAGACAGGACUUACCUGGUGGCUGGGGAGCACAGAUGGAUCCGAGCCAAUGGAGUGCCUACUAUGGAUAUGGACAGGGCUAUGAAGCCUAUGCUUAUGGGGCAGCUCAAGACCCUUCCUUGUACGCAUAUAGUGCAUAUGCUGGCUACACACAAUACCCCCAACAGGUUGAAGGUGCUCAGGACAUGGCAUCUAUGGCUAUGCCUAAUAUUGAACAGAGGGAGGAGUUAUAUGAUCCCCUGGCUAUGCCUGAUGUUGACAAGCUGAACGCUGCAUAUCUAUCAGUACAUGGAAGUGCCAUCUUAGGGCGGCCCCUCUGGCAGAAAACCUCGCCCUCCACACAGCCGGCUUAGGAUCUAUGUAUUGCCUAAUAAUCAGUUUUUGGUACUGAUGUUCUAAAGUACUUAGUAUCUGCCACCGCGUAAUAACUAGUUCUGUUAAUAUGAUAUGGUGGGGAACUGAAUGCUUCUACUUGCAUGAUCAGCGGUCAGAUAUGGGAUUCAUCAUGCUGUAGUCCUCCUCCCCCUUUCUUUCUUUCUUUUUCCCCCGCUUUUUCACCGGCCAUUGUGCUUAGUCCCCUUGAUAACCAUUACUUCGACAAGUGACUGGUUAUAUUUAGGUUUCAAUUGCAGUUGUCGAUAGAACUCCAACCUCUAUGGUCCACAGCAAUAUCUCAAUUCGGGAAUGCUUCUUUUGAUAUUGGAGGUAAUGAGAAGCCAUUAAAAUCAGAUGUGUGGCUGCAUCAUGUCGUUUUGCACUGCCAUUUUGUUCUCGGUUUCUUUCCUUGGUUUGACCUAUUUUGUAUUAUUUUCUUAGGUUAAAGUGCAUAUUUUGUCUUUUAACUUUAUAAGAUUUGAUUUUGAUUCUUUAA
This is a messenger RNA of Prosopis cineraria, 1959 nucleotides long. RefSeq names its product polyadenylate-binding protein RBP47B'. The record is from RefSeq and is a predicted model, not a curated record. The coding region runs from base 179 to 1441 and encodes 420 amino acids. Gene Ontology annotation, molecular function: mRNA binding. The transcript has 8 exons. Gene Ontology annotation, cellular component: cytosol. NCBI's taxonomy places the organism in Eukaryota, Viridiplantae, Streptophyta, Magnoliopsida, Fabales, Fabaceae.